CAGGCGGCGCGGGCUGGGGGCAGGGCUUGUUCCUCAAGCGGCCGCGGGGCCGGGAUGAGGUGGCGGGUAUUCUUGUGGCUUGUGCUUUGUGUAGCCGCCUGCGGGAAGACGCUGCGGGGCGGCUUCUCCAGCGCCGCCGCCAGGGCCCAGCCGGGCCGCCCCGCCGCGCGCUUUCAGUUCCGCGGUGAUCAUGCUGUUCUGUGUAUCAGAAUCAACAAUGUUGCCACAGCUGUGGGAAAAGAAGCCAAACUUCACCUGUUUCGAGCAGAGGAAUGGCUGGACCUACAGGACCAAGAUCACAGCUGUACAGAAAAAUUCUCUAAAGCUCAGCUGACAAUGUCUAUGAACCACACAGACCAAAAUAUGACAGUGUCCCAGAUUCCAUAUCCAGAAACAUGGUAUGUGUUUUAUGUAGACAAGUUUACCUGCGAGGAGAAUUAUGAAAAUUCUGAAUCCGAGGAUGUUCAGUUUGAAAUGGUGUUACUAAACCCAGAUGCAGAAGGAAAUCCAUUAGAUCACUUUAGCGCAGGGGAAUCUGGAUUACAUGAAUUUUUUUCCAUACUUAUUCUAGUCUACUUUGUAGCUGCUUGCAUAUACGCUCAAUCACUAUGGCAGACUGUUAAGAAAAGUGGACCUAUGCAUGCUGCAUUAAAGGUACUGUCAACUGCAUUACUGUUACAGAGUGGUUCAGCUUUAGCCAACUACCUGCAUUUCUCAAGUUACUCUAAAGAUGGAAUAGGGGCACCUCUUGUGGGAAGUUUGGCAGAAUUGUGCGAUGUAGUUUCUCAGAUACAAAUGUUGUACCUGUUGUUGAGUUUAUGUAUGGGUUGGACAGUAGGCAGAAUGAAGAAAUCUCAAAGCAGACCCCUUCAGUGGGAUUCAACUCCAACCUCUACUGGCAUUGCUGUAGUUAUUGUUGUUAUGCAGAGUAUUUUACUGAUUUGGAAACAGUUUGAAGAUACAAAUCAUCACAGCUACCAUUUGCACUACAGUUUAGCAAGUGGACUUCUCACUGGUCUAAGAGUUUGCCUAGCUCUGUCAUUGGCCUGUAGCCUUUAUCAGAUCAUCACAGUGGAGAGAAGUACACUCAAAAGGGAGUUCUAUAUCACCUUUGCCAAAGCCUGCAUCCUGUGGUUUUUGUGCCACCCGUGUCUUGCAACCAUUUCUUUAAUAUUUAGAGAAUAUCAGAGAGAGAAGAUUAUUACCAUAGGUGUUAUCCUCUGUCAGGCUGUCUCCAUGGUGGUCCUCUACAGACUUUUUCUGUCUCAUAGCCUAUACUGGGAAGUGUCUUCUCUGUCAUCAGUGACAUUACCAUUAACAGUACCAUCUGGACAUAAAAGUCGACAUUACUUCUGACAUAAUUAGGAAAAGACACAGUUAGGUAACAGAUGUGCUUAAUGACUUAAGAAUACAUACAUUUAUUUACUUAAGUAUGCAGUCAUACUUAAUGACUUAAGUAUGUAGAUAUUUGCUUCAGGUAAAUGUGCUACUCUGGUUUCACUGGAAAACACAAAUCAUAAAAGUAGGGCUCUUCACUGAUACUGAAUUUGAACAGGUCACCCAGUUAGGUGCAUUCACUAAAAAUGUGGUAUUAAAAUAUAUUUAAAAUUUUAAUGUUUAAAUGCAGGUUAUUUCUAUGUUACGUGCUGUGUGCUGAGGUAUAUGACAACAAAGGAAGACCAGUCUCUCUGUUCACAUUCAUAACAACAUUUUUCAAUCUAAGACCUUCCCCAUCUUGCACCAAUUUUAGUUUUUAAGGUUCUAGAAAAAACAGUUCUUCAAAUGACUGUAACAUCAAACAAGGGUGGGAUAGACCAGUCUGAAAUCUCUGUAGUGUAAUGAAUAAAAAGGUUGUGUUGUUUUUUUCUUCCUGUACUUUGUAGACAGUACACUUUAUGUUUACAUUUUUAAAUGAAAACAAACUUGUUCCAGGAAACCAGUGUAAAAUGUUUACAGGUAAAUGCAAUAAACUCUUGUUUGUUAUUUGUGCAAAUGA
This is a messenger RNA of Alligator mississippiensis (American alligator), 1996 nucleotides long. RefSeq names its product G protein-coupled receptor 180 (gene GPR180). The record is from RefSeq and is a predicted model, not a curated record. Gene Ontology annotation, biological process: response to pheromone; G protein-coupled receptor signaling pathway. The transcript is spliced from 9 exons. The coding region runs from base 55 to 1356 and encodes 433 amino acids. Lineage: Eukaryota; Metazoa; Chordata; Crocodylia; Alligatoridae.